GCCAUGAAUCAUCGAGGACAGCAUGAACAGCUAUGGGUCAGAGGGAAACUUGAACUACAGUGGAAUGUGUUUGGCGUCUGAUGCCCAGUUUAGUGAUUUUCUGGACGGAAUGGGACCGGCUCAGUUUGUGGGCAGACAGACACUCGCUACAACUUCAAUGGGAGAUGUAGAGAUCAGUCUGAUGGAGAGAAAUGGCCAGCUGGAGGUGGAGGUCAUUCAGGCUCGAGGACUCAUCAUGAAGCCUGGAUCUAAAGGCCCUCCAGCGGCCUACAUUAAAGUGUAUCUUCUGGAAAAUGGCAUCUGCAUUGCCAAAAAGAAGACAAAGUCUGUCCGGAAAUCGCUAGAUCCUCUUUACAAUCAAGUCCUUGUGUUUUCUGAGAGUCCGCAGGGAAAAGUUGUACAGGUGAUCGUCUGGGGAAACUACGGCCGGAUGGACCGUAAGUGCUUCAUGGGCGUGGCUCGCAUCCUAUUGGAGGAGCUGGAUUUGUCGAGCAUGGUGAUUGGCUGGUACAAGCUGUUCCCCACCUCCUCAAUGGUGGACCCUACGAUGGCUCCGCUGAUCCGACACUCGUCUCAGCUUUCUCUGGAGAGCACGGUCGGGCCCUGCUGCGAACGUUCCUAAAAUAAAAAAAAAAACACACAUUAUCUGUUUCUCUGGAAGGGCUCUCACUGCGCCCCAUCCCAAAGAGAGCUGACUGUGCAAUGACUGGUGCACCGGAGCCCUCUGGAAUGUUCUAGAAUUUCCACAAGAACACAAAUGAGCUUUCUGGAAUAUUCCAGAAUCGACAUGGAGAGGCGAUAUGAUUAAAAACCUCUGAGAGACUUGAGGAAGAACACAGACUAGACUUUCAACACAGUCUGUUUACAUCCUCCUGAGGAAAAACGUGCUCCAUUUUGAGAGGAUUGAGUAAAAAACACGGAUGGGUUUCGUGCAAUAUGACUUAUAGUGAAGAAUGUAUCGGUAAAAAAACUAAAACGUGCGGGUUUGCAUUCAUUCAUUAUUAUUUUUGGCGUAAUUAACAAUACAGGAAUAGAUAUAUGUCUUAAAACGAUUCAAUAUGUGUAGCUUGAGAAGUGUUCGUGGGUCAUGCUUUUGAUCUCUGUUUCUGUUCUGUCGUUUUUUUUUUCUUUCUCAUUACUGAAACAGUGCCAAUGCUGCCAGCAAGUGGCUUUAUUUGUGGUCUGUGCGUCUGUAUUCGGUGACUAGAGGCUUUGUGGAUCAAUAAUCUAGGCAGACACACAUUUAAGAAGACAGAUGCUGAUUUUUCUCACAAUCUUUUUUUUCCUGAGGUAACAGUGGCAUGUUUUGGAUCAGGAAUUUUUGACGUCAUUGUAAAUUUUUCAGUUAUUCCCCCUCUACAAUUAAUGUAUGGUGAAGAGACAACUGAUGCAAGACACCGUAUCAUUAGAUUAUAAAGUGAUUAUGGUACAAAUGUUAAAUAUAUAGAAGUACAAUAGUGGCCAAUAGACAUGGGUUUUUAAUGUUUAAAAAAUUCAGAGAAUAUAAAUAUAGUUGAAAUCAAAAUUAUUAUACCCUUAAUAUUUCCCAAAUGAUGUUUAACAGAGCAAGGAAAUUUUCACAGUAUGUCUGAUAAU
This is a messenger RNA of Danio aesculapii, 1596 nucleotides long. It is a transcript of the gene rims4, whose product is annotated as regulating synaptic membrane exocytosis 4. Gene Ontology annotation, molecular function: small GTPase binding; transmembrane transporter binding. The transcript is spliced from 5 exons. Gene Ontology annotation, biological process: regulation of synaptic plasticity; positive regulation of synaptic transmission; calcium ion-regulated exocytosis of neurotransmitter. NCBI's taxonomy places the organism in Eukaryota, Metazoa, Chordata, Actinopteri, Cypriniformes, Danionidae. Bases 23 to 622 code for a protein of 199 amino acids. Gene Ontology annotation, cellular component: cytoskeleton of presynaptic active zone; presynaptic membrane. The record is from RefSeq and is a predicted model, not a curated record.